Penicillium robsamsonii is the source of this 897-nucleotide messenger RNA. RefSeq names its product Zn(II)2Cys6 transcription factor domain-containing protein. The transcript is spliced from 3 exons. Gene Ontology annotation, biological process: regulation of DNA-templated transcription. Bases 1 to 897 code for a protein of 298 amino acids. Gene Ontology annotation, molecular function: DNA-binding transcription factor activity, RNA polymerase II-specific; zinc ion binding. Lineage: Eukaryota; Fungi; Ascomycota; Eurotiomycetes; Eurotiales; Aspergillaceae. The record is from RefSeq and is a predicted model, not a curated record.
AUGGCAGCUCGCCAAUCAACACCAACUUCGGAACACUCGCAUUCGGAUAGCAAUGUCCGUAAAAGAGUAUGCAAAGCAUGUGAUCGGUGUCGUUUGAAGAAAUCCAAGUGUGACGGGUCCAGCCCUUGUUCCCGUUGUCGGGCAGAUAAUGCCAUCUGUGUCUUUGGAGAGCGUAAAAAGGCGCAUGAUAAAGUAUACCCGAAGGGAUACGUUGAGAUGCUGGAACAGCAACAAUCCUGGUUGGUCCAUGGCCUGCAGGAACUAUACCGACGCGACAUCGAAGGCGAAGGCUGGCCUGGGGACCGGUUGAAGCUCGAACCCAACGGUCAUCCACUCACCCACGACCUGCUCAUGCGGCUUGGCGCCCUCGAUGGCUCCAAGGGCGAGCGCUUCGAAGAGAACCCCGAAGCCUUACAGCAGGAUCUCUGGCACACCAACGCCGGCAUGCAACGCCAGGAAUCCUCCGACGGUGGCUCCGAUAGCCCCCAGUCCCCCGCCCCCCGCUCGCGCUUCUCGUCCGAUGCGUUCUCCCAGCACAUGCCGCCUACGCCCCCAACGUAUAGUCCCACGACACGUGCGCCUAUCAAGACCGAGCCUCAGAUGCCCAACACCCCGCAAUUCGCCCAACCCAUGUCUAUGCAAGGUGUGGUCAACCCCCUGGCGCUGCAGGGUCCACAACAGUGGCCUAGUAACGGGUUCAAUCCUUUCGAUGAGAUGGAUUUGAUGUCUACGGAUUACUCCACUAUGCCCUUUGACGACCAACAGCUGUCACCAAUGUUCAAUCGCCAGGUACCCAUGAAUUGCCUGUCUCAAGGGUCCUAUCUUGAUUCCAAGAACGAUUAUGAGGAUUUCAACCAGUUCCUCAAUCCGAAUCCUACGGAGAUCACCUCGAUUUGA